AUGGCAGCACCCGCGCUGCAGACAUUGGCACCUCCUGGACUAUGCCAUCAUCAGAGUGACUCCACUGUUGGGAAGAGUGCACUGGUGCACGCAUUUCGCAGUGAAAGUGCUCACUUUCUGAAAAAUUAUACCCUGACAACUGGAGUGGAAGUCUUUGUUAAUUCGGUACCCAUCCCAGACACUGCUGACUGUGUGGAACUCUUCUUAUUUGAUUCUUCAGGGAAAGAAAUCUUCUACGACAUGGUGGAAAGCCAGUGGGAGCUUGCGGCUGCUGUUUGUCUUGUGUACGACAUCACCAAUGAGGCGUCCUUUAACAGUUGCACAAAGUGGCUGGAAAGGGCCCGAACACAGGCACCUACUGGCCAGCUGGCAGGAGUUCUUGUGGGCAAUAAGACUGACUUAGCAGGUAGGCGUACUGUAGAGUACAGCCAGGCUCAGGAAUGGGCAGCGGGCCAGGGCAUGGAGUACUUUGAGACCUCUGCGAAAGAGAUGGAGAACUGUGAUGCUCCAUUUCAGAGUCUUGCCAAAGCGUUUCACCGCACGUAUGAAGAGAAACUAGAACAUAUCCGAUCCAUCAUCUGACCCUCUUUCCCCCCACAGGCAGGCCUUGCAGAGGCUUUGCAUUAUACCCAAAAACAUCCCCCCCACCCUCCAUUUCAUAUGUGAAGGCAUAGCAUCUCUUGCCCACUCCAGAGUGUAGCAUUCUGUGUUGACUCUUGUAUUUUCUAUUUCUCCUGUGACCCAUCCUGGCCUGAGCUGGGCCACACUCUCCUCUUUACAUCUGUCUGUUUCCAUGUGUUUGUCUGUCUGUUUUGCUUCUAAUCUCUGCACAGUAACUCACCCUGGGUAAGAGAGAGGUGAAAUUAGCCUGGCUUCAUAAUGUCUCUGUCUCUGUCCCUCAUGCUCUCUUUCACGCUCUCUCUCUCUCUGCACACCCUGUAUGUCAAACAGAAGAUCUGUCUGGAAGAGGUGCUGUGUGAUUCACUGCAGCACUGGAUACAGAUGCUGCAUUUUAAGCAGCAGUUAAGGACCUGUAAAAGCUUCAAGCUUCACUUCAGAUGGGAACUGUUGGGGUGGGGUUUGUGAAGAGGUGUGUGGAGUUCUUGUUACCAUUGGGGAACAGUUUCCUGUAAAGUAACUCAGCUGAUGUGACUGUUAUUCCACCUGCAUACCUUGGCCAAUACAGAUAUUUAGGUUGGCAGGCAACAGGCUUCUGAUUCCCGAGAUUCUGAGUCAGAGUGGAGGGAGAGGCCCAUUUCCAUUAGUUGUUGCUUUGUUAUUAGUUUUCAAGCUCCCUAUUUGCUUUAAUGGAGUAUCUUUACUUUCACAGAACAGUUUUUAUUAAAAAAAAAUCCACUGCACAACA
Rhincodon typus (whale shark) is the source of this 1366-nucleotide messenger RNA. RefSeq names its product intraflagellar transport 27 homolog (Chlamydomonas) (gene ift27). NCBI's taxonomy places the organism in Eukaryota, Metazoa, Chordata, Chondrichthyes, Orectolobiformes, Rhincodontidae. Gene Ontology annotation, molecular function: GTP binding; GTPase activity. The transcript is spliced from 7 exons. The record is from RefSeq and is a predicted model, not a curated record. Gene Ontology annotation, cellular component: Golgi apparatus. Bases 1 to 582 code for a protein of 193 amino acids.